CUUUCGUCGAUUAUAAACCCAAAUACUCACUCAUUCAUAUUAAAAUAUAUCUUUUCUCUCCCCCAAGAAAUGGAUAGAGAUCUAACUCUCACCAACCACCGUAAACCACCCUACUUCACCGCUCGAUGCUUGAGCUCUCCGUCGUCUUGUCUCUCAUUACUACAGAGGGAAACGGAGUACGCUCGAAUCAGUGACCACAACAAGAAGAGAAGGUCAAGUCCUAGGUUAAGGAAUUUCCUCAGAAGGAUACUGUUCAUGGUUACAAGCUGCGGACUCGAGAACGCAAAACCGAAGAGGUUGAUAAAGUUUCACUACGAUGCUGUGAGUUAUGCUCAGAACUUCGACGAUGGUUUUAACUUGCGCGAUGAUGAUCGAAAGGUUUUCAGAAGUCUCCGAGCACAGAGUCUCCGUCAAUAGCUAAUAAUAUAUUUGCUUUCUUUUUUGUUUUGUUAAAUUUUAUCCUCGAACAUGAUAUCAAAUUUCAUAUGUGCCCUCGAGUUUUGUUAAUUGCAUAUUUACGUGUAUCUUAUGAUUAUGUAUUUAUUUAAGAAAGUUUGUUACCAUAUUAAAA
Raphanus sativus (radish) is the source of this 571-nucleotide messenger RNA. RefSeq lists its product as uncharacterized. Bases 70 to 417 code for a protein of 115 amino acids. The transcript has a single exon. The record is from RefSeq and is a predicted model, not a curated record. Lineage: Eukaryota; Viridiplantae; Streptophyta; Magnoliopsida; Brassicales; Brassicaceae.